CACACUGACAGGACAGAAAGUAUUGUGUUUGUACUUGUAUUGUGUGUCUACCUGCAGAGUUUAACCAUGGCUUAUGCUGAAGGAAAGAGUGACAUGGAGCGACUGGGAAUCUUCAAGGAGAUGGGUUACAUUUCCAUAGGGGACAAGUACAGCCCCCCAAACAAUCGUCCCUUUAAUGAGUCAGCCCACCGCAGUAGGCAGAUGCAAGCUGGCUAUGCCACACAACGCUGUGCAUUGCAGAACGGCUUCUUUGAGAAAACAUACAACCGGAUAUUUGAACGUGAGGCGCUCAAUGACCCAAUAAGACUGGCCCGGCAAUAUCGGAACCAGCAGGCCAAGAAAAUCUUGGGCAAAGCCUUCCUGCCCUCCAACGGCAUCAAGAAACCGUGUGGAUCAGGAAGUUACUAUGGCACGCUCUCUGGACCAGUGGAAGCCAUGAGUCCACAGACACUGCCCCGAAAACCACACAAGUCACCUGGGCGCAACAUUAUGACCUCCCCUGGCAAGAAAGGCAGUGGUUACAGCUAUCCUAAUGUGACCCUUUCCGGUAUUGAGUUGUAUGCUUCUGACCCAUAUGACAGAGCUAAGGAAAUCCUAAAGAAAGAAGUACUAUCACAUCACUCCAAAGUAAAGGCUGGACCCUUCAGGCUGAACCAUCAUCCAAAAGACUUUUUUCAGGACAAUCCUUACCGCAGUGACAGACCGCCACCCCAGGCAAAUAAGAAACUCCCCUCUAUAAAGAAAGCAUCCCCGGUUCCAUUCAAACCCUCAUCUCCUAGUAAACGGAUUGGAGGAAUGAAGGCAGGAACAUUUGAUACUUACCCUUCACACUCUACUGAUCCAUACACCAUUCGUCGCUCAAAAGCCAUUCAUCAGGGACCAGUCUUUCACCCAGCACCCGGUCCAAAAAGCACCCCUGUUAAAAGUAUUGUUAUGCACAAUGUUAACAGGAUUGUGCACUCUGCAAAUUACAGCUCAACCAUCCCAGCGGUAAUGUCAGUAUGACUGUCAUUAUUGAUAACCAGCAAUGACCUUACUGUACCAUUUAUAAAACCAUCUGUUUUAAGAUGAGACCAUUGU
Molecule: messenger RNA, 1080 nt
Organism: Periophthalmus magnuspinnatus
Lineage: Eukaryota; Metazoa; Chordata; Actinopteri; Gobiiformes; Gobiidae
Gene: cfap96
Product: chromosome 10 C4orf47 homolog
Exons: 8
Coding region: 67-1005 (312 amino acids)
Cellular component (GO): centrosome
Source: RefSeq, a predicted model, not a curated record